GGGCCGCCGGGCCUGCGCCGCCGCCGCGACGACCAUGUCGGCGGCCAAGGAGAACCCGUGCAGGAAAUUCCAGGCCAACAUCUUCAACAAGAGCAAGUGUCAGAACUGCUUCAAGCCCCGCGAGUCGCAUUUGCUCAACGACGAGGACUUGACGCAGGCAAAACCCAUUUAUGGUGGCUGGCUGCUCCUGGCUCCAGAUGGUACUGACUUUGACAAUCCAGUGCAUCGGUCUCGGAAAUGGCAGCGGCGGUUCUUCAUCCUCUAUGAGCAUGGCCUCUUGCGCUACGCCCUGGAUGAGAUGCCCACAACCCUCCCUCAGGGCACCAUCAACAUGAACCAGUGCACGGAUGUGGUGGAUGGCGAGGGCCGAACAGGCCAGAAGUUCUCCCUGUGCAUUCUGACCCCUGAGAAAGAGCAUUUCAUCCGGGCAGAGACCAAGGAGAUCAUCAGUGGAUGGCUGGAGAUGCUCAUGGUCUAUCCCAGGACCAAUAAGCAAAACCAGAAGAAGAAGCGGAAAGUGGAGCCUCCCACGCCGCAGGAACCGGGCCCAGCCAAAAUGGCUGUCACCAGCAGCAGCAGCAGCAGCAGCAGCAGCAGCAUCCCCAGUGCUGAGAAGGUCCCCACCACCAAGUCCACACUGUGGCAGGAAGAAAUGAGAGCCAAAGACCAGCCAGAUGGCAGCAGCCUGAGUCCAGUUCAGAGUCCCAGCCAGAGCCAGCCUCCUGCUGCCAAUGCCCUUAGGGAACCUGGGCUGGAGAGUAAAGACGAAGAGAGCACCAUGAGCAGUGACCGCAUGGACUGCGGUCGCAAAGUCCGAGUAGAAAGCGGCUACUUCUCCCUGGAGAAGACCAAGCAGGAUCUGAAGGCUGAGGAGCAGCAGCUGCCCCCACCGCUCUCCCCUCCCAGCCCCAGCACCCCUAACAACAGGUAUAGUGGCCCCGGACCGCCCUCCCAGGAGCUUGGUCACCCCCUUCCUCCCCCAGGUCCUCGACCCUCCAGCCGCAUGGUCUGCAGCAUCUCCCUUGGCUCCUUGGACGUGGCCAACCAGCAUCACGCCAACAUGGACUCCGACAGCACUGGGGGGCGGGAAGAAGAGACACUGGGGCACGCCUUUGCCUUUAAAGCCAGCAGGCAGUAUGCCGCCCUGGCCGAUGUCCCUAAGGCCGUCAGGAUCAGCCACCGAGAAGCCUUCCAGGUGGAGAGAAGGCGGCUGGAGCGUAGGACUCGGGCCCGGAGCCCUGGCAGGGAAGAGGUGGCCCGUCUGUUUGGCAACGAGCGGAGGAGGUCCCAAGUAAUUGAGAAAUUUGAGGCCUUGGACAUUGAGAAGGCAGAGCACAUGGAGACCAACUUGUCAGCCGGGCCCUCGCCAUCAAGUGACACACGCCAGGGCCGCAGCGAGAAGAGGGCGUUCCCCAGGAAGAGGGAUCUCACCAGUGAAGUUCCCACAGCUCUACUCCCGGACACCUCUACUUCCCCCAUGUCUCCACACCGAAGAGCCAAGUCACUGGACAGGAGGUCCACGGAGUCCUCCCUGACGCCCGACCUGCUGAAUUUCAAGAAAGGCUGGCUGACAAAGCAGUAUGAGGAUGGCCAGUGGAAGAAGCACUGGUUUGUCCUUGCUGAUCAAAGCCUGAGAUACUACAGGGAUUCGGUGGCUGAGGAGGCAGCUGACUUGGACGGGGAAAUCGACUUGUCUACAUGUUAUGAUGUCACAGAAUAUCCAGUCCAGAGAAACUAUGGCUUUCAGAUACAUACAAAGGAAGGCGAGUUCACUCUUUCUGCUAUGACAUCUGGAAUUCGGCGGAACUGGAUCCAGACCAUCAUGAAGCAUGUCCACCCAACUUCUGCCCCAGAUGUGACGAGCUCAUUGCCAGAGGAGAAGAACCGGAGCAGCUCCUCCUUCGAUGCUUGCCCGAGGCCAAGUGAGAAGCAAGAGGCCGAGCAUGGGGAGCCAGACCCCGAACAGAAGAGAAGCCGAGCUCGGGAGCGGAGGCGGGAAGGCCGCUCCAAGACCUUUGACUGGGCUGAGUUCCGCCCCAUCCAGCAGGCUCUGGCUCAGGAGCGGGCCAGCACCGCUGGGCCCCCUGACACCCAUCCUGAGGCAGAGCCAGGUGAGCUGGAGCGGGAGCGUGCACGGCGGCGGGAGGAAAGGCGCAAGCGCUUUGGAAUGUUGGACACCAUGGACGGGCCAGGCCCUGACGACAUGGCCCUGCGUAUGGAGGUGGACCGGAGCCCGGGGCUGCCCGUGACCACCGACCUCAAGACACAGAAUGUCCAUGUGGAGAUCGAGCAGCGAUGGCAUCAGGUGGAGACCACCCCUCUCCGGGAAGAAAAGCAGGUGCCCAUCGCUCCCCUACACCUGUCCUCCUCUGAAGAUGGAAGUGACCGACUCUCCACUCAUGAGCUGACCUCUCUGUUGGAGAAGGAGUUGGAACAGAGCCAGAAAGAGGCCUCAGACCUUCUGGAACAGAACCGGCUCCUUCAGGACCAGUUGAGGGUGGCUCUGGGCCGGGAGCAGAGUGCCCGGGAGGGCUAUGUGCUGCAGACUGAAGUGGCCACCUCCCCAUCCGGUGCCUGGCAGAGGCUCCAUAGAGUCAACCAAGAUCUCCAAAGUGAGCUGGAGGCCCAGUGCCAGCGCCAGGAGCUGAUCACGCAGCAGAUCCAGUCCCUCAAGCGUAGCUAUGGAGAGGCCAAGGACGCCAUCCGACACCAUGAGGCUGAGAUCAGGAGCCUCCAGGCAAGACUCAGCAAUGCUGCUGCCGAGCUUGCCAUCAAGGAGCAGGCACUGGCUAAGCUCAAGGGCGACCUGAAGCUGGAGAAAGAAAAGGUCCGCGAGCAGCUAGAGGAGUGGCAGCACAGCGAGGCCACACUAAGCAGUCAGCUACAGGCCAGCGAGCAGAAGCUCAAGAGUGCUGAGGCCCUGCUGCUGGAAAAGACGCAGGAGCUACGGGACCUGGAGAUGCAGCAGGCACUGCAGAGGGACCGGCAGAAAGAGGUGCAGAGGCUGCAGGAGCGCAUUGCCGACCUCAGCCAGCAGCUCAGCACCAGUGAGCAGGCCCAGCAGCUGAUGGAGGAGAAGCUGCAGCAGAACUAUGAGCUGCUACUGGAGAGCUGCGAGAAGGAAAAGCAGGCAUUGCUGCAGAACCUGAAGGAAGUGGAGGACAAGGCCAAUGCCUACGAAGACCAGCUUCAGGACCAUGAGCAGCAGAUGGAGGUGCUUCAGAAAGAGAAGCUGAGCGCCAAGUUUGAGGGCAGCGAAGUGGUGCACCAGCUGGAGGAACAACUGGAGAUGAAGGAGGCCAGCAUCCAGAAGCUGGCGGAGCAUGUGCAGAGCCUCAGAGAUGAGCGGGAUCAGAUUAGGCAGCGGUUCCAGGAGCUGGUGGAGCGUGUGGCCCUGUCUGAUGGGGACGUUGCUGCACUUGAGGAGAAACUGAGGGGAAGAGAAGCAGACUACCAGAAUUUGGAGCACUCUUACAGGAGAGUGGCCGGUCAGCUCCAGAGCAUCCAUGCUCUGCUGAAAGAGAAGGAAGAGGAGCUGAAACACAUCAAAGAAAUGCAUGAAAAAGUUCUGGAAAAGAAAGAUCAGAACCUCAAUGAGGCUUUGGUUAAAAUGGUUGCUUUGGGGAACAGCUUAGAGGAAACAGAAAUGAAGCUCCAGGCAAAGGAAGAGAUCUUAAGAAAGUUCACAAAGGAGUCUUCAGAGGACACAGAAGAGCCACGGAGUACCUUGGAAGAAGCAGAGGGAGACAGCGUUGUACUUGCGGACCCACAGCUCCAAGCCACUGGCUUCCCACACUCACAGCUUGAGGAUGAGAAUCCUGGGGCUGCUAUGGGGGAGGAAUGUGGUGAAGGCAGCCCCAGGAGAGAAGAGAGUGUAGUGCCCCCGAAGUCUGAAGUAUCAGACAGGGAGGGGCAUCUGCAGAGCACAGCAAAACCUGACCAGGGAACACCAGGUGUGAAAAGACAAAGAAUCCGGUUCUCCACAAUCCAGUGCCAAAAAUAUACCCACCCUGAUGGGUCUGAGAAGACCUGGACCAGCAGUACCUCUUCCGACACCAGUCAGGACCGGUCACCCUCCGAGGAAAGCAUGUCCUCAGAGGCCACACCCAGCUCACUCCCUGCGACUAGUGACUCUGACACCUACCUCUCCAUAAUACACUCCCUGGAGACCAAGCUCUAUAUCACAGAGGAGAAACUCAAAGAUGUGACAGUGAAGCUGGAGAGUCAGCAGGGCCAGAGCCAAGAGGCGUUGCUGGCCCUGCACCAGCAGUGGGCCGGCACUGAGGCACGGCUACGCGAGCAGCUCCGCGCCAGCCUGCUCCAGGUUGGAGCACUGGCCUCCCAGCUGGAGCAGGAAAGACAGGCCAGAGCAAAAAUAGUUGAGAAUCAUGUCGGGGAGCUUGGCAGCUUCCAGAUGAAAAAUAGUCAGGCCCUGGCUUGCUUAGAAAACUGCCGAGAACAGCUACGGUCUCUGCCAGGAGCCAGUGAGGAGGCAGUGCAGGAUGCAGCAGCCGGCCCCCUGGCCAGCGUGGAGAGCAUGCUAAUCAGCGCCAUCCAGGCCUUGCAUCACUGGCCAGGUACUGCAGAGAGUGGACCCCAAGGCCAGCUAGACAGAGAAAGUUUCUUGGAGAAAGAGCAGUCAGCUUCACAGCAGCCUGAACUGAUGGAGCAGGAGCAGCUGAAGCUCCUUUCUGAUCAGAUAGCUCUGGAAGCCUCACUGAUAAACCAAAUAGCAGAUUCUUUAAAAAAUACGACAUCAGACAUCUCACAAGUUCUCCACGAUAUUUCUCAGGCAGGAAAGUUGCCCCUGGAGUCUGAAAGUGCUGCAGUCUGUCCUGGUGCUCCAGCAGAUGCCUGGGCUAGAAAGGUGUUGGUGGAUGGUGAAUUCUGGAGCCAGGUUGAGUCCCUGAGUAAGCAUCUGGGGACACUGGGAGGAGAAGUGACCGGAACAUCAGGAGGUGGGCAGCAGAGGCUUGCACCAGCCCUAGUCCCUGCCCUAGCUGAUGCCACGUGGGUCAGGGCAGAGCUCAGCUUCGCCGUGCAGUCGGUGAGGGAGUCUUUCCACCGUAGGUUGCAAAGCGUCCAGGAGACCCUCAAGGGGACCCAGAUGGCCCUACAGCAGCACAAGCACAUGCUUGGGGAAAUCCUGGGAGCCUACCGAACCCCUGACUUUGAGAGAGUGAUGCAACAGGUCUCAGAAGCUCUCAAACUUCCAGCUUGCAUUGAAGACCGUGGACAGGGAUCCUGGGAUUUGAGCCCAUUAGAAGUGCUAAGACACCAAGAUGCAGCCAGCUCCCAGCAGCCCUUCCACUUGUCUGCCCAGUGCUCUGGGCCCCUUGUUACUAUUCAGGAAGAACUCGCUCUGCAGCUUAAAGAUAAGGCCAACCUCUUAGGGGAGAUAUCUGCUGCUAUCAUCUCUCUUCCCCCUGUGGAAUCGGUAAAAGACUGUCAGAAGCUUCUCCAGGCCUCCCAGAAACUCUCCUAUAACACUUGUUUGGGAGGCCUCAGUCAGUAUUCUUCAUUAUUAGUUCAAGAUGCAAUUAUUCAGGCUCAGGUGUGUUAUGCAGCUUGCAAAAUUCGUCUUGAGUAUGAAAAGGAGCUCCGGUGCUGCAAGGAAUCCUGGCAGAGCAGAGGGAUCUCCCCCAAGGAGCAGGAGCAGGCUGUGGGGGCCCUGAAGGAGGAGUAUGAGGAACUUCUUCGGAAGCAGAAGAGUGAGUACCUGGAAGUGAUUGCCAUCAUUGAAAGGGAAAAUGCAGAGCUCAAGACCAAGGUCACCCAGCUGGACCAUCAGCAGCGAUGUCUGGCAGAAGUGGAGAGCAAGCACAGUGAAAGCAUGUUUGCCCUACAAGGGAGGUAUGAGGAGGAGAUCAGGUGUGUAGUGGCGCAGCUGAACAGAGCAGAGAACACGUUGCAGGCUGAGCACAGCAGAGUCCUGAGCCAGCUGGAUGCCUCAGUCAGAGACAGGCAGGACCUGGAGAGGCACCAUGUGGAACAGAUGCAAACCCUAGAGGACAAGUUCCAGCUCAAGAUCAAAGAGCUGCAGACAAUCCAUGAGGAAGAGCUGAGAACCUUGCAGGAGCACUACUCACAGAAUCUGCAGUGCCUGCAGGAGGCCCUCCGCCGCUACCAGCGGCAGCCCCCCGAAGCCCUGCAGGCCCCUGGCCCACCAAGCAGCCCCCACCAGACCCCCUCCAGCUGGCCAACCGACCAUUCCAGGGGUGCUCUGCAGGCCGCCGCCAGGGAAGCUGACUCUAUGAUGGGGCUGAGAGAGCGCAUCCAGGAGCUGGAGGCCCAGAUGGAUGUCAUGCGGGAGGAGCUGGAGCACAAGGACCUCGAGGGCAAUGCUGCCUCACUGCGGGAGAAAUACCAGAAAGACUUUGAGAACCUGAAGGCCACCUGUGAGCGAGGGUUUGCAGCAAUGGAAGAAACACACCAGAAAAAGAUUGAAGACCUGCAGAGGCAGCACCAGCGGGAACUGGAAAAGCUGCGGGAGGAAAAGGACCGGCUCCUGGCAGAAGAAACCGCGGCCACCAUUUCAGCCAUUGAAGCCAUGAAGAACGCCCACCGGGAGGAGAUGGAACGGGAGCUGGAAAAGAGCCAGCGGUCCCAGAUCAGCAGCAUCAACUCUGACAUUGAGGCUCUAAGGCGGCAGUACCUGGAGGAGCUGCAGUCGGUGCAGCGGGAGCUGGAGGUGCUGUCGGAGCAGUACUCUCAGAAGUGCCUGGAGAACGCCCAUCUGGCCCAGGCGCUGGAGGCCGAGCGGCAGGCCCUGCGGCAGUGCCAGCGCGAGAACCAGGAGCUCAACGCCCACAACCAGGAGCUGAACAACCGCCUGGCUGCAGAAAUUUCACGGUUACGUACGCUGCUGACUGGGGAUGCCAGCGGGGAAGCCGCUGGCUCGCCUCUCACCCAGGGCAAGGAUGCCUAUGAGUUGGAGGUGUUAUUGCGGGUCAAGGAAUCAGAGAUCCAGUACCUAAAGCAGGAGAUCAGUUCUCUCAAGGAUGAGCUACAGACAGCAUUGCGGGACAAGAAGUACGCUAGUGACAAGUACAAAGACAUCUACACAGAGCUCAGCAUCGUGAGGGCCAAGGCCGACUGCGACAUCAGCAGGUUGAAAGAGCAGCUGAAAGCAGCCACAGAAGCACUGGGUGAAAAAUCACCUGAAAACACCCCUGUGUCAGGAUACGAUAUAAUGAAAUCUAAAAGCAACCCUGACUUCCUGAAGAAAGACAGAUCCUGCGUCAGCCGGCAACUGAGGAACAUUAGGUCCAAGAGUCUGAAGGAAGGCCUGACAGUGCAGGAACGCUUGAAGCUCUUUGAAUCCAGGGACUUGAAGAAAGACUAGCUGUGUCCCGUUCAGCCUGAACACACAUCCUUCCCUGCUGGCGGCAGCACAACCCAAGCGCUGUUUUUUGUCUGUACCUUUAUUUUUUAUUAUUAUUAUUGCUAUUAUUG
Molecule: messenger RNA, 7455 nt
Organism: Talpa occidentalis (Iberian mole)
Lineage: Eukaryota; Metazoa; Chordata; Mammalia; Eulipotyphla; Talpidae
Gene: MPRIP
Product: myosin phosphatase Rho interacting protein
Exons: 24
Coding region: 35-7345 (2436 amino acids)
Biological process (GO): actin filament organization
Cellular component (GO): actin cytoskeleton
Molecular function (GO): actin filament binding
Source: RefSeq, a predicted model, not a curated record